AUGUCGACUGGGUUCGCGGCGGAGAUCGUCGGCAUCGUCAAUAAACUUCAGGAUGUCUUUGCCACUGUUGGGUCUACGAGCGCCAAUAUCGACUUGCCCCAGAUAUGUGUGCUGGGAAGUCAGAGUUCUGGAAAGAGUUCCGUGCUCGAGAACAUCGUUGGACGCGACUUCUUGCCGCGAGGGUCCGGUAUCGUCACACGACGGCCUUUGGUUCUUCAAUUGAUCCACCGACCAGUACCUGGUGGCGCCCCCGUAACAAACGGUGAGACGAAGGGCGACAACAAGAACAACGAGAACGAGUGGGGCGAGUUCCUGCACCUGCCCGGCGAGAAGUUCUACGACUUUAACAAGAUUCGUGAGGAGAUCGUGCGCGACACUGAGGCGAAGACGGGCCGCAACGCCGGCAUCUCUCCCUUGCCGAUCAACUUGCGCGUCUACUCGCCCAACGUCCUCACUUUGACGCUCGUCGACUUGCCCGGUUUGACUAAGGUCCCUGUUGGAGACCAGCCGAAGGAUAUCGAGAAGCAGAUCCGCGAUAUGCUUAUGAAGUACAUCUCCAAGCCGAGUUGUAUCAUCUUGGCUGUUACUGCUGCGAACCAGGAUCUCGCCAACUCAGACGGUUUGAAGAUGGCGCGUGAGGUCGACCCGGAGGGUUUGAGGACGAUUGGUGUGCUCACCAAGAUCGACUUGAUGGACCAGGGAACCGAUGUCGUCGACAUUCUCGCCGGCCGCAUCAUUCCUCUGCGUUUGGGCUACGUGCCUGUUGUCAACCGUGGUCAGCGUGAUAUCGACACUUCCAAGUCCAUUCAGGCAGCACUCGAGGCCGAGCGGGCGUUCUUCGAGAACCACCCGUCAUACAAGGCCAAGGCCCAGUUCUGCGGUACACCUUUCCUCGCCCGCAAGCUCAACAACAUCCUCAUGCACCACAUCCGCUCGACGCUACCCGACAUCAAAGCGCGCAUCAGCUCUCAACUGCAGAAGUACAAUGCAGAGCUUAUUACCCUUGGCGGCGCAAUGGGUAACCAGAACUCGCAGUCCGUGGUAUUGAACGUCAUCACCGAGUUUACGAACGAGUUCCGGACCGUCAUUGACGGUAACACGAACGAUCUCAGCUUGAACGAGCUUUCGGGUGGUGCUCGUAUCUCAUUCGUCUACCACGAGCUGUUCAACAAUGGUGUGAGGAGCAUCGACCCGUUCGAUCAGGUCAAGGACGGAGAUAUCAGGACGAUCUUGUACAACUCCUCUGGUUCGACCCCCGCACUCUUCGUUGGUACCGCCGCUUUCGAAGUCAUCGUCAAGCAGCAGAUCAAGCGCCUCGAAGAUCCCUCGCUGAAAUGUUGCCAACUGGUCUAUGACGAGCUCAUUCGCAUCCUGGGUCAGCUUCUCGGCAAGAUCCAAGCCUUCCGUCGCUACCCGCAGCUCCGCGAUCGCUUCAACAGCACCGUCGUGAACUUCUUCAAGACGGCCAUGUCACCCACGACGAAGCUCGUCACAGAUCUCGUCUCGAUGCAAGCAUGCUACGUCAACACCACGCACCCGGACUUUAUCAACGGCCACAAGGCCAUGUCCAUCGUCCAGGAUCGCUUGAGCCAGGGCAAGCCGCAAACGCCUGAGCCUGGCGCGAAGGGCGGGAAGAUGCCGAUCAACGGUGCAAAGGACUUGGAUGUCGACCCGAGGAAGGAGGAGCAAAGUUUCUUCUCUACCUUCUUCAGUGCGGGCGCUAAGGGCGCGCAGAAGAAGAAGGGUCCGCAGCCGAUGGAGGCGCCGCCGCAGAUCAUCAGGCCGCAGGCGGCGUUGAAUGAGAGGGAGACGAUGGAGACGGAGGUCAUCAAGCUCCUCAUCCACUCCUACUUCAACAUCGUCAAGCGCGAGAUGAUCGACAUGGUCCCCAAAGCUAUCUCGCUCACGCUCGUCAACUUCUCGAAGGAGAACCUCCAGCGCGAGCUGUUGCAAGAGCUGUACAAGCCCGAGGUGUUGGAUGAGCUGCUUAAGGAGAGCGACUACGUCGUCAGCAGGAGGAAGGAGGUCGUGUCCAUGGUCCAGGCGCUGAAUAAGGCGGAGGAGAUCGUCGCGGGCGUUUAA
Messenger RNA from Peniophora sp. CBMAI 1063, 2082 nucleotides. Lineage: Eukaryota; Fungi; Basidiomycota; Agaricomycetes; Russulales; Peniophoraceae. The record is from the annotation of a GenBank genome assembly.